AUGGAGCCUAAAGCACCUCCCCACUAUCCUUGCAAUCCCAAUUUCCCAUUCCUCAACACGCUUCUUCUCCCCCACCUUCAUUGGGCCAACGCGGUCCCCGACGCCCAUGCAUCCGCCAACCUGACCAUCAACGGCACGGCCUUUCACCUUCCCGCAGGCAGUACAGGGUACCAUGAUAAGAACUGGGGCGAUGCCUCGGUCAUUACGAGCCCGAAAUACUGGGACUGGGGUCACGCAACUCUGGGACCUUUGUCCCUGCAUGCGUACGCCUACCUGGCCAAGGACGGACAGAUUCUUCUCACCAGCUGCGCGGAAUCGGCUGUCGAGGUGCGUCAAGUCGGAGCGAAUGCGACAUAUCCACCCACCACGGGGAUUGCGGCAGCGGAUGGUCUAACGGUGCGGUACAACCUGGGAGGUAGAGCGGUGUUUGUCGCUAAUCUCACGAAGGAGGUGGUGGUGGUGCAUGAUAUGGGAGUGUAUGCACGGGCGCUGGGGAGGGUGGUUGGAGAGAUCGAGGGAAUUGAGGGCGAGGUUUAUGAGGGAAGAGGAGCGUAUGAGGAGUUUGUCUAUGGAAUUCUGUAUGGCAGCGCUUGA
Messenger RNA from Aspergillus sclerotioniger CBS 115572, 594 nucleotides. RefSeq lists its product as uncharacterized. The record is from RefSeq and is a predicted model, not a curated record. Lineage: Eukaryota; Fungi; Ascomycota; Eurotiomycetes; Eurotiales; Aspergillaceae. The coding region runs from base 1 to 594 and encodes 197 amino acids. The transcript has 3 exons.